Molecule: messenger RNA, 1189 nt
Organism: Entelurus aequoreus (snake pipefish)
Lineage: Eukaryota; Metazoa; Chordata; Actinopteri; Syngnathiformes; Syngnathidae
Product: bone morphogenetic protein receptor type-1B-like
Exons: 5
Coding region: 48-956 (302 amino acids)
Biological process (GO): protein phosphorylation; BMP signaling pathway; cellular response to growth factor stimulus
Cellular component (GO): plasma membrane; signaling receptor complex
Molecular function (GO): transforming growth factor beta receptor activity, type I; SMAD binding; ATP binding
Source: RefSeq, a predicted model, not a curated record
CACUCUGCUGCCGCCAGGUCCAGCGCACCAUCGCCAAGCAGAUCCAGAUGGUGAAGCAGAUCGGGAAGGGUCGUUACGGCGAGGUGUGGAUGGGGAAGUGGCGAGGCGAGCGAGUGGCGGUCAAAGUCUUCUUCACCACGGAGGAGGACAGCUGGUUCAGAGAGACGGAGAUCUACCAGACCUUCCUCAUGCGACACGACAACAUUCUGGGCUUCAUAGCGGCCGACAUCAAAGGCACGGGCUCUUGGACUCAGCUGUACUUGAUCACCGAUUACCACGAGAACGGCUCGCUGUACGACUACCUCAAGUCCAACACGCUGGACGUCAACGCCGUGCUCAAGCUGGCCUACACCUCCGUGUCGGGGCUGUGUCACCUGCACACCGAGAUCCACGGCACGCAGGGGAAGCCCGCCAUCGCCCAUCGAGACCUCAAGAGCAAGAACGUUCUGGUCAAGAAGAACGGGACCUGUUGCAUCGCCGACCUCGGACUGGCCGUCAAAUUUAACAGCGGCACCAACGAGGUGGACAUCCCCCCCAACCUGCGCGUGGGCACCAAGCGCUACAUGCCCCCCGAGGUGUUGGACGAGAGCUUGAACAGGACCUACUUCCAGUCCUUCAUCAUGGCCGACAUGUACAGCUUCGGACUCAUCGUGUGGGAGAUGACGCGGCGAUGCAGCAGUGGAGGCAUGGUGGAGGACUACCAGCUGCCGUACUACGACCUGGUGCCCACUGACCCGUCCUAUGAAGACAUGAGGAAGGUGGUCUGCUUCAAGAAACAAAGACCAGCUUUUGCCAACCGCUGGGGCAGCGAUGAGUGUUUACGACAGAUAGGAAAAGUCAUGUCUGAAUGCUGGGCUCACAAUCCUGCCUCCCGCCUGUCGGCCUUGAGGGUGAAGAAGACCUUGGCCAAGAUGUUGGACUCCCAAGACAUCAAACCGUCUCACAGCGACACAUGAAAACAUGUUGAGGAGGUCUGGGACUUUACUUCCUGUGACACCACACUGCUUUCUGUGAAAGCCAAAGAAAGACUGCAGGAGGACUUUCUAAAGCAGUAUUAUAUUAUUAUUAUUGUCAUCAAAUGCAGUCUUUUGUACUGGACCUGUUUUAUUUGACAUCAGUGACCUCAUUAGGAGCAUUUUCUUACCUACUUGAACUCGAUUGGUUGACAAAAUAAAACAUUUAAAAGGUC